AUGCCAACGGCCACACCAAUUUCCCAAAACACUGCAGUAAUUGUUCACCCUUUGGUGUUACUGUCAGUAGUUGACCAUUACAAUAGAGUUGCAGAAAAGACGACAAACCGAGUCGUUGGUGUCUUGCUUGGACAGAAUAAUGGCAAGACUGUGAAUGUGGCCAAUAGUUUCGCUGUGCCAUUUGAGGAAGACGAAAACGAUCCAUCUGUUUGGUUUUUGGAUCAUGAUUACGUUGAAUCCAUGAACGAUAUGUUCAAGAAAGUGAAUGCGCGAGAGAAAAUGAUUGGUUGGUAUCAUAGUGGUCCUAAACUUCGUGCAUCUGACUUGGAGAUCAAUGAACUUUUCAAGAGAUAUACACCGAACCCCGUUCUCGUGAUUGUUGAUGUAAAACCAAAGGACAUUGGUAUCCCAACAGACGCGUAUUUUGCUAUAGAGGAAAUUAAAGAUGAUGGCACAGCGACAACAAAGACUUUUAUGCACGUCCCAUCUCAAAUUGAAGCAGAAGAAGCAGAAGAAAUAGGCGUUGAGCAUUUGCUGCGUGACAUCAAGGACAAUGCAGUUGGUACACUCUCCACCCGAGUAACUGAUCAGCUGAAUUCGGUCAAGGGACUCCAAUCUCGCUUAGAAGAGAUUAGACACUAUCUCCAGAAAGUAGUCGACGGCAAACUUCCGGUCAAUCAUCAGAUUAUUUACAAUCUUCAAGAUAUAUUCAACUUACUACCUAAUCUCAAUGUUAAUGAAACUGUGAAGGCUUUCUCUGUAAAGACUAAUGAUCAAUUGUUGGUUAUCUAUCUGAGUUCUCUCAUUCGAGCAGUCAUUGCUUUGCAUAAUUUGAUUAAUAACAAGAUUGAGAAUCUGAAAGGAGAAAUUGUUGGACAGAUUGAAGAUGAUAAAAAGGAAGAAAGUAAAGAAGUUAAGGAAGAGAGUAAAGAAUUAAAGAAAUGA
Molecule: messenger RNA, 945 nt
Organism: Paraglomus occultum
Lineage: Eukaryota; Fungi; Glomeromycota; Glomeromycetes; Paraglomerales; Paraglomeraceae
Source: the annotation of a GenBank genome assembly